Balaenoptera ricei (Rice's whale) is the source of this 4112-nucleotide messenger RNA. RefSeq names its product neuronal PAS domain protein 3 (gene NPAS3). Gene Ontology annotation, molecular function: DNA-binding transcription factor activity, RNA polymerase II-specific; protein dimerization activity; RNA polymerase II transcription regulatory region sequence-specific DNA binding. NCBI's taxonomy places the organism in Eukaryota, Metazoa, Chordata, Mammalia, Artiodactyla, Balaenopteridae. Gene Ontology annotation, biological process: regulation of transcription by RNA polymerase II. Bases 166 to 3003 code for a protein of 945 amino acids. The record is from RefSeq and is a predicted model, not a curated record. The transcript has 13 exons.
GCCACGGCCGCCGCCCGCCUGGCCGCAGCUGAGCGCCGCGCACGCCCGCACUCACUCCCGCCACCCCACGCACACGCACACCCCCCCCCCCGCCCUCCCCACGCCCCCCGCCCCAGGAGGGGGGAGAGAGGCAAAAAGUAAGAGAGGAAAAAAAAUAGCAGGAAGAUGGCGCCCACCAAGCCCAGCUUUCAGCAGGAUCCUUCCAGGCGAGAACGAAUAACUGCCCAGCAUCCUCUGCCCAACCAAUCAGAAUGUAGGAAAAUCUACAGAUAUGACGGAAUCUACUGUGAAUCUACCUACCAGAAUUUACAAGCAUUGAGAAAGGAGAAGUCCCGGGAUGCUGCUCGCUCCCGCCGGGGAAAAGAAAACUUUGAGUUCUAUGAACUGGCCAAGCUGUUGCCUCUUCCUGCAGCCAUCACUAGCCAGCUUGACAAGGCCUCCAUCAUUCGACUUACAAUUAGCUAUCUGAAAAUGAGAGACUUUGCUAACCAGGGGGACCCUCCAUGGAACUUGCGAAUGGAAGGCCCUCCACCUAACACGUCAGUAAAAGGGAUACAAAUGUGGAAAUCUGAACUCUGCAUGAGAAAGACACCAUGUGAAGUUAUAGGUGCACAGCGAAGGAGAAGCCCCAGUGCACUGGCCAUUGAAGUAUUUGAAGCACAUUUGGGAAGUCACAUUUUGCAGUCCCUGGAUGGCUUUGUAUUUGCACUAAAUCAAGAAGGAAAAUUUUUGUACAUUUCUGAAACAGUCUCCAUCUACCUAGGCCUCUCGCAAGUGGAGCUGACAGGCAGCAGCGUCUUUGACUAUGUCCACCCCGGGGACCACGUGGAGAUGGCAGAGCAGCUGGGCAUGAAGCUCCCGCCCGGGCGGGGUCUCCUCUCGCAGGGCACCGCUGAAGAUGGAACCAGCUCAGCGUCUUCCUCCUCCCACUCAGAAACCCCAGAGCCAGUGGAAUCAACCAGCCCCAGUCUGCUAACCACUGACAACACCCUUGAGCGUUCGUUUUUCAUCCGAAUGAAAUCUACUCUGACCAAACGUGGCGUGCACAUCAAAUCAUCAGGAUAUAAGGUGAUUCACAUAACAGGCCGGCUACGACUGAGGGUGUCGCUGUCCCACGGGAGGACCGUCCCCAGCCAAAUCAUGGGUCUCGUGGUUGUGGCUCAUGCCUUGCCUCCCCCUACGAUCAAUGAAGUCAGAAUUGACUGCCAUAUGUUCGUCACUCGAGUAAAUAUGGACCUCAAUAUCAUUUACUGUGAAAAUAGGAUUAGUGAUUAUAUGGAUCUGACUCCCGUAGACAUUGUAGGGAAAAGAUGCUACCACUUCAUCCAUGCUGAAGACGUCGAGGGCAUCAGGCACAGUCACUUGGACUUGCUGAAUAAGGGCCAGUGUGUGACAAAGUACUAUCGUUGGAUGCAGAAGAAUGGAGGAUAUAUUUGGAUACAGUCUAGUGCCACAAUAGCUAUUAAUGCCAAGAACGCAAAUGAGAAGAACAUCAUCUGGGUGAAUUAUCUUCUGAGCAACCCCGAGUACAAGGACACGCCAAUGGACAUCGCACAGCUUCCCCACCUGCCGGAGAAAACUUCGGAAUCCUCAGAGACCUCCGACUCUGAGUCAGACUCUAAAGACACCUCAGGUAUUACAGAGGACAACGAGAACUCCAAGUCCGACGAGAAGGGGAACCAGUCCGAGAACAGCGAAGACCCGGAGCCCGACCGCAAGAAGUCGGGCAACACGUGCGACAACGACAUGAACUGCAACGACGACGGCCACAGCUCCAGCAACCCGGACAGCCGCGACAGCGACGACAGCUUCGAGCACUCGGACUUUGAGAACCCCAAGGCGGCCGAGGACGGCGGCGGCUUCGGCGCGCUGGGCCCCAUGCAGAUCAAGGUCGAGCGCUACGUGGAGAGCGAGUCGGACCUGCGGCUGCAGAACUGCGAGUCGCUGUCGUCGGACAGCGCCAAGGACUCGGACAGCGCGGGCGAGGCGGGCGCGCAGGCCUCCAGCAAGCACCAGAAGCGCAAGAAGAGGCGGAAACGGCAGAAGGGCGGCAGCGCCAGCCGCCGGCGCCUGUCCAGCGCGUCGAGCCCCGGCGGCCUGGACGCGGGCCUGGUGGAGCCCCCGCGGCUGCUGUCCUCCCCCAACAGUGCCUCGGUGCUCAAGAUCAAGACGGAGAUCGCGGAACCCAUCAACUUCGACAACGACAGCAGCAUCUGGAACUACCCGCCCAACCGGGAGAUCUCCCGGAACGAGUCGCCCUACAGCAUGACCAAGCCCCCCAGCUCCGAGCACUUCCCGUCCCCGCCGGGCGGCGCAGGCGGCGGGGGGCUGCACGUGGCCAUCCCCGACUCGGUCCUCACUCCGCCCGGUGCCGACGGCACGGCCGCCGCCGCCGCCCGCAAGACUCAGUUCGGCACCUCGGCCCCCGCGGCCUUGGCCCCCGUCGCCUCCGACCCGCUGUCGCCCCCGCUCUCGGCGUCCCCGCGGGACAAGCACCCCGGGGGCGGAAGCAGCGGCGGCGGCGGGAGCGGCCCCGGAGCGUCCAACUCCUUGCUGUACACUGGGGACCUGGAGGCGCUGCAGAGGUUGCAGGCGGGCAACGUCGUGCUGCCGCUGGUGCACAGGGUGACCGGGACCCUGGCGGCCACCAGCACGGCCGCGCAGAGGGUCUACACCACGGGCACCAUCCGCUACGCGCCCGCCGAGGUGACCCUGGCCAUGCAGGGCAACCUGCUGCCCAACGCGCACGCUGUUAACUUCGUGGACGUUAACAGCCCGGGCUUCGGCCUUGACCCCAAGACGCCCAUGGAGAUGCUCUACCACCACGUGCACCGGCUCAACAUGUCGGGACCGUUUGGCGGCGCCGUGAGCGCGGCCAGCCUGACGCAGAUGUCCGCCGGCAACGUGUUCACCACGGCCGAGGGACUCUUCUCCACGCUGCCCUUCCCCGUCUACAGCAACGGCAUCCACGCGGCACAGACUCUGGAGCGCAAGGAGGACUGAGCACCGCCCAGCGCGGCCCGGGGCUCUGCCCGGAGGCAUCGUCGGCGUUUUCGUUUAGACCUUUGAUUCUAGCACUUUGAAUUCGAGCAGGUCAGCAUCUUCUCUCGCCACGACGGUCCCCGUUCCAUCCCCUCUUUCUUUCACUGGACUCAUUCUUUCCUGUAAAGAUAUGUUUAUUUUUGGCCUUCAGAGGGUCAGACGACCAGUUGCCUGCCAUUUUGUCUUCUUCCGAGAUGUGUGUUGGGUUGUUUUGCUUUCCUUUGCAUCUUUAUUAAGAUGUCUUUAAUGUGUAUAUGCCUCUGCCAUAGAAUACUCAGUCUUGUGGUCAAGAGAUUUCUCAAAUGACAACCAUUGAGUUUUCUUCGUAAAGAUCUUGAUAUGAUCAAGAUUGAAAGAGACAAGCAUAAACAAUGUGCCCUGUUUGACUAAGUCAAAUGAAAUGGGGUGGUGUUUUUGUUUUUGUUCCUAAUUCCUUUGAAAAUAGGGGGAUAGUAUUUUAGAAUUUUAUGCAGAAUUUAAUUCUCUUUUUAUGGUUAAGAUUUUAAGAUUUUCUUACUUGCACAUAAAAAUAAUUUGGGUUCUUAAACUUAAUUUCUGGCCUGUGACUAGAAUGUUUAAAAAAAAAGUUGGACUAAAUGUUAAUUACUGAAACAUUAACUUAAUUUCUAAAACCAUGGUGCUAUCAUUUAUUAAUCUGUAAUGUCUUCAUACAAAAUGCAGCUCCUGGGCUGGGUUUUGAAAAAAAUGUGUUCUGUCCUGGUCUGGAGUCCAUUGCUGCAGUCUCCUUGGUUAGUUAAGACAAAGCCCUCAUUAAUGUUUGCUGCAGGACUUAAAAUUUUUUACCUCCCAACUAACAUAGCCUCACAUUAAAUUUAAUGGGUCAGGAAAGCCCUUUUUAAAAGGGCUUUUGGAAAACUCAAUCAAACUGAUUUGAGGAGCAGUUUAGGUACAUACUGCCUUUUGUUGAGCUUUCUUUCUUUCCUUUUCUCAGUCUAACUGAGGCUAAUUUUUGCAACUUCAAUAACACUUUGGAGUAAAAGAAGGAAAAAAAUAUUUAACGUUUUUGAUUUUUUCAUUUCUUGCUAAAAAAAAAAAAAAGGAAGGUUGUA